Anopheles funestus (African malaria mosquito) is the source of this 788-nucleotide messenger RNA. RefSeq lists its product as uncharacterized. Bases 71 to 784 code for a protein of 237 amino acids. The transcript has a single exon. The record is from RefSeq and is a predicted model, not a curated record. NCBI's taxonomy places the organism in Eukaryota, Metazoa, Arthropoda, Insecta, Diptera, Culicidae.
UUGGACCGGUGCAGUACUUGAAGAAGUGUGAUUUUUACCGACCGAAAAGUUAACCCGUGUCGUGAAGGUGAUGUCGUACAUUGUGUUACUAUUGCUGUUCGGAAUCACAGUGGCCCAGUCCGAACAACAAACUGGCCAACAAUCGCAACAAGCGCAACAGCAAGCGCUUAAACCGCUCGGAACGGUCGAGAAACCUUUACAGCUGGAAAACCCUGCAUACGAUCCAUCGCUGUACCAGAAGUUUCUGCCACAGGAUGCCGUCCAGCAGUAUGUCCACUCGUACACCGGACAUCCUUAUGCAGCGACGCCCUACUUUGGUGGUGCUCCGUUCGAUGCGGGUACCGCUUUUGCUGCCAUUCCGACCGGUGGAUUUGAAGGAUUUCUCAUUCCGGCCACGGUAGAGAAGGAUUCACCGUCACUGCUUAGCUCGAUGCGCACACUGCUUCCAAGUGCUCGUUCGUUGGUCACGUUCGUUGGCCGACUAGUGUCGGUGUUGGUCGGUUCCGUUGGGGUACUGUUCUUCGGUACGAUUCUAACAUCGCUGACCUGUUUCUUCACCCCAUUCUGUACGCUGUCUUUCCGCAAUGCAAAGUUUCUUACCGGCGCUCAAGAUACGGUUCAGGAGAUUGCACAAACGGUGGGGGAACAGGUCACUCCCGAGCGGGUAAAGCGGGCGGCUGAAUUCCUGUACACCGCGAUCGAUCGUUUCCAGCGACUAAACAACGUAGUAAAGGAGGCCACCGAACGGAAGGCCAUUGCUGCCGUUGCUGCAGCAAGAAGUUGAUUCA